CCCAAAUGCCCCCAAGACCAACCAAUAGGGCCUCAAUGACUGCUUGCCUCGGUGUAUGUUGAUGCGAGAAUCGUCGAUAUUUCCAUGGCGGAACUCCAUCACGAUGCAACCUGGCUUACGAGGAGCUUGAGGUCUAGGCGCCAAUUGAUUCUAUUCGUAUAAAGCAAGUUCUUCUCUAGGUGUAUAUAUAGACUUAGUUCCAGACCUGGUUCCUCAUAUACGUAAUCCCCAGGAAGCUACCGGUUCAGAAAGUAAUACUAAUCAUAAUUAUGUACCGUUCCAGUUUCUGGGUUGCUGCCUUGUCUGCCUUGGUCUUAGGAAGGCCGGUAGACGAGUGCUCGUCCAAGCCCGCGGCGUUCUUCCUUGCGGGCGAUUCCACGACGGCGCCGGACGGCGGAUGGGGAGAUGGCCUACUAUCCUUCCUUAAAAAGCCAGCUAUAGGUCUUAAUAUCGGGAAAAGUGGCGCCACGACUGCCUCCUUUAAGGCCGGGGGAUAUUGGGCCAACGUGACGCAACACCUAAAGGACAAUGCGAACAAAUACGAUACAUAUGUGACUAUAAGUUUCGGACAUAACGACCAGAAAUCGACGAGUGGCGUAACUUUCCAACAGUACCAGGAUAAUCUUAUCAAAUUUGCCAAUGAAGUCAAAUCACUGGGCGGUACACCGCUCCUAACUUCGUCUCUUACCCGCCGAGCAUUCCCGUCCGGCCAAGACCACAACGCCACAGACUCACUACACGACCAGCGACUAGCGGCCAUUGAAGCAGCAAAACAAACGAAGUCACCGAUAAUCGACCUCAACGAGGCGAGUCUGAAGUAUGUAAACGCCAUUGGGAAAAAGGCAGCAUAUGAGUACAAUUACGGCGACGACAAGAAAGACACGACCCACUUGAACCCUCAUGGAUCUGUUGUCUUUGGUAGGAUGGUAGCAGAUCUGAUUAUCCGCGAGAAUGCCUGCCUUGAGAAGUUCUUUACUCCUAACGAGACAUUAAGCACCGCGAUCUGGAAUAAUAAGCCUGCUUAAAGGGACAAGGAUGUUCAUAAUUUGGUUGUUGAAUUGUGGCUAUCCGACUUUUGUCAGUUAAUAGCCCUGUUGAUAGGCUAGGAAGACAUAACUACGCCACCGCAGAAUACAUCAGCAUAAUAUCAU
Hypoxylon trugodes is the source of this 1151-nucleotide messenger RNA. Its product is annotated as carbohydrate esterase family 12 protein. Bases 270 to 1025 code for a protein of 251 amino acids. Lineage: Eukaryota; Fungi; Ascomycota; Sordariomycetes; Xylariales; Hypoxylaceae. The transcript is spliced from 3 exons. Gene Ontology annotation, molecular function: hydrolase activity. The record is from RefSeq and is a predicted model, not a curated record.